Molecule: messenger RNA, 5022 nt
Organism: Meriones unguiculatus (Mongolian gerbil)
Lineage: Eukaryota; Metazoa; Chordata; Mammalia; Rodentia; Muridae
Gene: Pou6f1
Product: POU class 6 homeobox 1
Exons: 11
Coding region: 332-2170 (612 amino acids)
Biological process (GO): regulation of transcription by RNA polymerase II
Molecular function (GO): RNA polymerase II cis-regulatory region sequence-specific DNA binding; DNA-binding transcription factor activity, RNA polymerase II-specific
Source: RefSeq, a predicted model, not a curated record
GAGGGGGGAGGGCGGAGGGGGCGAGGAGGGGACCGCACCUGGCCGCCCCCGCCCCCGGCGUCCUGCAGCCCACCGCCGCUCGGCGUGCCAGCCCCGGCGGGGGGCCCAGGGGGGCGGCGGGUCCCGAGCGGCUCCGGGCCGAGCGAGCGGGGCCGAGCCGCUCCGGCUUCUUUGUCUGCGGGCGGCCGCCCCGGCCGCGGCCCCCCCCGGCCCCGGCGGCGAGCCGGGAGUCCAGUCGGUGGCCGCCGGGCAGCGGGCGAGCGGGGAGGCUGGGCCCCGGGCUCCGGAUGCACUAGGUGUGCACUGGCACCCACCCCACCCUGUGGUGACCAUGGAUCCUGUCGCCGCAUCUGACUCGUCUCUCACUGUCAAUGAACAGGUCAUCGUGAUGUCGGGCCAUGAGACCAUCCGAGUGCUGGAAGUCGGAGUGGAUGCCCAGCUCCCGGCUGAGGAGGAGAGCAAAGGGCUGGAGAGUGUGGCUGCCGAUGGCUCCCAGGGUGGAGGUCCUGCUGAGGCCGGUGAACCGGCUGGUGAAGCUGGCUCCCAUGACCCAGACCACUCUGCAGAAGCAACAGUGAAGUCGCUGCCGGGGAUCCCUGCCAGUCCUGCCCCAGCCAUCGCCACCUUCAGCCAAGCCCCAAGCCAGCCUCAGGCACCGCAGACCCUGGCACCGCUGGCUGUGCAAGCGGCCCCCCAGGUCUUGGCUCAGGAAAGCUUAGCCACAGUUCUGACAGGCGUUAUGCUUCCAGCAGGGGCUGUUACUCAACCUCUUAUUAUCCCCAUCGGUAUUGCAGGUCAAGUGGCUGGGCAGCAGGGGCUGGCCGUGUGGACAAUCCCCGCAGCAACGGUGGCUGCCCUCCCGGGACUGACCGCCGCCUCUCCUCCAGGGGGAACUUUCAAGCCACCUUUAGCUGGUCUCCAAGCAGCUGCCGUGUUGAACGCCGCCCUCCCGACGCCUGCGCCUGUCCAAGCUGCCCCACCAGCCCAGGCCUCCUCGCCCGCCCAGCCCCGGCCGCCAGCUCAGCCCCAGACGCUGCUCCAGACCCAGCCGCUGCUCCAGACCACGCCUGCCAUACUCCCACAGCCCGCCGCUGCCCCCGUCGCCGCCCCCGCCCCCAAGCCAGCGGACACCACCCCGCAGAUCACCGUCCAGCCUGCAGGCUUCGCGUUUAGCCCGGGGAUUAUCAGUGCCGCCUCCCUCGGGGGACAGACGCAGAUCCUGGGCUCCCUCACUGCAGCUCCAGUCAUUGCCAACGCCAUUCCCAGCGGGGCAGGGGUCAGCAGUCAGAUCCUUACCAAUGCUCAGGGACAGGUUAUUGGAGCAUUUCCGUGGGUAGUGAACUCUAGUGUGGCCACAGCGGCGCCGGCCCAGAGCCUGCAGGUCCAAGCCGUGACUCCCCAGCUCUUGCUGAAUGCCCAGGGCCAGGUGAUCGCAACCCUAGCCAGCAGCCCCCUGCCUCAACCCAUGGCUGUCCGGAAGCCAAACACCCCGGAGUCCCCUGCUAAGAGUGAGGUGCAGCCUAUCCAGCCGACCCCGGCUGUGCCCCCGCCCACGGUGCUCCUCACCAGCCCGGCCCCCGCACUCAAGCCGGCCGCCUCCGCCCCCAUCCCGAUCACCUGCUCAGAGACCCCUACAGUCAGUCAGCUGGUGUCAAAGCCGCACACUUCAGGCCUGGAUGAGGAUGGGAUCAACUUAGAAGAGAUCCGGGAAUUUGCCAAGAACUUUAAGAUCCGGCGCCUCUCCCUGGGCCUGACACAGACCCAGGUGGGCCAGGCUUUGACUGCGACAGAAGGCCCAGCCUAUAGCCAGUCAGCCAUCUGCCGGUUUGAGAAGCUGGACAUCACACCCAAGAGCGCCCAGAAGCUGAAGCCGGUCCUGGAGAAGUGGCUGCACGAGGCGGAGCUCCGGAACCAGGAGGGCCAGCAGAAUCUGAUGGAGUUCGUGGGCGGCGAGCCCUCCAAGAAACGCAAGCGGCGCACGUCCUUCACGCCGCAGGCCAUCGAGGCGCUGAACGCCUACUUUGAGAAGAACCCCCUGCCCACUGGCCAGGAGAUCACGGAGAUCGCUAAGGAGCUCAACUACGACCGAGAGGUGGUGCGGGUCUGGUUCUGUAACCGACGCCAGACGCUCAAGAACACCAGCAAGCUGAACGUUUUCCAGAUCCCGUAGGGCGUGGCUUCGGCGCUGGGUUCCAGCACUUUCCUCCUUCAGCCACCUACCGGCUGCGGCUGCGCGCCUGCUGCCCUAGGUCGGGAGACUCCACCUAUGCAUGUGUGUGAUGCCUGCCUCUCUGCCCGCGUAGGCCACGCCCCGGGGGGGCCCGACGGGCUGCACGAGGGCCAUAGGCUCUGGGCUGGGCGCAUGGGAGGAAGGGGCUUGUGGCGUCCUUUUUAGCAAAGGUGUCCGGAGGGAACCGGAAAGGCUCUGUCUUUGGGGCGGGGCUGUGGCAACUCUCACUGUGUAUUAGCGCUUGUUUCCGGUGGCACCCCUUCCCCUUCGCCCCACAAGGUUGUGCCAGUGUGACAACUCACCCGGUGGGCCCGCAGCCUGGAACUGCCCUCCCUUACUUUGUACCCGGGCGCACCGAGACCCUUCAAGGACCGAGGAGGCGGAAUUCAGGAGCGUGUGGUGUGCUAUCCGAGUUGAUCUCGAGGACAGAGGGCUCCCAAAGCGUUGGGCCACAGGCCUGAGGUCAGGCGCCUGGGAUUGCACUAAGUCAGAACCUUUCCUUCCGCAAACAGCGCUGGAGGCAGCGAAAGCAGAUUCGCCCAUCCUGGGGAGCCUCAGGCCUGUGGCAGGCCUGGGAUUUGGUAAAUAGGGCCGCCCGCCCAGAUUUUAGUCUAACCUUCCUCCGUGGCUCUCUCCCAGCACUAGAGUAAGCUAAAGAGAGCUUUCAGCUUGGGAAAAUUUCCACUGCCCGCGUACGCAGCCUGCAGAGUGUGCAACCAGACUUUCUCCCCCUCCUGCACCCAGACCCAUCUCAGCGCAAUACUGAGGUGUCUUCAAAGGAGCAAACCGAACAAUAAGCCAGACAGCAAGGAGCUGCGGCGGAGGGGAGGUGGGGGAGGCAAUUUCCGGAAGGAUGGCGGGCCAGGAAGGUCUCUUGUGGAGGCUGACGUACCUCUGGGUUUUUUUUUGUAACUUUGCAUCCUGGAUGUCGGUGUCUGUGUGUGAGCAACCCCCGGCCCGCUCCACCCCCAUCCCUCUGUAGUGCUCCUCAGAGCCGAGCACAGCCCAGGUCAGGGUGAUGGCAUGCUGGGGGCUGGCAGCACAUCUAAGCCACUAAGUGAGCUUCCGGCUACAGCGAGGUUGGCCAGUGGCUGAUGAGCGCAGCCCAGCAGGUGCAAGGCCCAGGAUUCAGCUUGUAGCACUGAGGGGAAACAGUAUUUAGUUCCAGGAAGUCAGGAGAGAGCUAAGGUGCCGACUUGGCUAAGCCCAGACUGGCCUCGCAGACUGUCUCUAACAGGCUACAGGCUGUGGGGUCAACCAUUUUUCUACUUGGGCUGGUUUGCUGCUUUCUGAGAUAGGAUCUCUCUUGGCCCAGCCUGACCUCAAACUUGUAGCUGAAAACGACCCCUUCCUGACUCUCCUGUCUCCACCUCCCAAGUGCUGUGGUUAGUCGUCUGCCGACAUGCCCACCUCUUCUCCAUCCUCGGCCUUGCAUGGCCUGCAGGCUGCUUGAUGUCCACCCUGUACCCUGCGCGCUCCUCCCGGAGAUGAUAGCCAAACAGGGACUGUCUCUGCUGGUCACAGUGCAGAGACCCUGGGCCCCAGCUUCUCAUGUACUCGGGCCCCUGCCCUGUGAGUCCCUCUGUGUCCUGCUGAGCCAGUGUGGAGGACUUCCUGGUAGCUCUGACAGUGAGAGGAGGACAGUUGUGUGCUGAACACACGCGUACACGCACGCGCGCGCGCGCGCGCGCGCACACACACACACACACACACACUCUUCACUGCGUUCCAACCAGCCAGACCUGCUGGAGUUUGUCAGGAAGAAAGAGGCAGAAGCUGCUGGUUCUAGAUCCUGUGAGCAUCAGCCUGCUUCCACGAGACAGGAAGUCGGGAGGGGACUGCGUGUGGGCUCUUAGUCGGGAUGCCUGUGGUCCCGAAGCUUAGCAAGGGGACACGCUUGAGAAAAUCAUACGCAGCUGUCCCGGCUCAGAACCUGCACUCAGAAGUGCUGUUUUCUCUGGGGUGGCAGAAUGUGGCCAUGCUGUGGACACGCAAGAGGGUGCCAUCUGUUCUGUGGCAUGACGGGAAAAAGAAUCGUGAACCACUGAUCUAAAUUAAGCCUCACCAUGCUUUCUCACCCCAGCCUUUGUCUAAAUCUGUCUUCCCGAGGCUGGGCUGGAAUAAACCAUUUUCUCCUGUGUUGGAAAGGCACAUCGGUCAUUCAGAAGAACAGUACCGGGCUCUCCAGGCUGGGCUCCUCAAGUAGGGGGAGCGGGGUAUGCAUAGAGUGCCCGCAGUGGGGUUCACUUGGCUUCUGAACUCUGCCCCUGCUCCCCCAUCUGAGUCACCACUCUGCAAGGCAGUUUUUUUUUAUGUUGGGUUUGGGUAGCAGUGGACAGUAAAAGACUGUUACUAGCAGUUUGAUUUUGAAAGCACCUUCUUGGACUGAAGCCCGUGCACAAUGCCUCUUUUGCCCUGGAAAGACAGGAGAAUGGGCAGAAACGGCUCUGCUGUAUGCUUGGUUUGCCUUAAGAGAUGGGAAACCAAGCCUUUCUGUGGACUGCUGAAUCAGCGAGGCUCUCUGACCCUGCACUGACUAUGGCGAAGUCCAGAGGAGAAACUGGUCACAUGAACUGUGAACUCACUUGCGUCUGGAGUGAGAACACCUGAUGUGUUUGUAUUCUUGAAAAUCCGGUCACCUUGGUAAGCCCGGGGUUGCUUUCCUGCCCCGCAGCCAGCUCCUGAAGCCCUGCCGGUCUCCGGGCGUGGGGUCACUGUCCAGGAAAGCUGUGGACAGCAGGGAGAAGCACUUGAUGUAGCUGCGUGAAUAAACAGUAUUUUUUUCUUUUGUA